UAAGGAAGGAAACACACUCACACCGAGAAAUGGGGAAGCAUGUGAGCGUACAAAUAUCCACCCUGUUCACUGCUUCCCACAAAAAACGCUGAGACUGAUUUCAAGAUGACCUUCUUGCUUCUGCUGGCGACGCUGAUAGCAUGUGCUGCAAGUAUUGAAGAUAUGUCAGGUAAAAUGUUCACCUUCCCACUGCAAUCCAACAAAGCUCACGUGAAGCUGAUUACAUCACUGCGGGAAUUCAGUAGUGUAACCGUCUGUCACAGGUCCUUUACGGACCUCAAAAGAGACCACGUGCUGUUCUCUUUGGCCACAGCCUCAAAUAGCAACGAAUUCCUGAUUUUCUGGGAUGAAGCAAAUAAGGAGCUGGAGUCCCAUGUCAGGGAGAGAAAGACGGAGUAUAGAGGGAUGGACUACAAGCCGAACAUGUGGCACUCUAUUUGUACGACAUGGGACUCUGAGUCUGGACUGGUGCAGGUGUGGUUUGAUGGACGACCUUCGAUUAAGAAAUUCAGCAUCUCUGGGUCAACCAUCAGAGGAACCCCUAUAAUUGUUCUAGGACAGGAGCAGGAUGCCCACGGUGGGGGAUUUGACAUCAACCAGUCUUUCGUUGGCAUGAUGUCUGAUGUCCACAUGUGGCACUACAUACUCUCCCCCUGCGAGAUCCAGAACUACGUGGAUCAUCUAAACUUCACUCCAGGGGAUGUGAUCAACUGGAGUGCACUGGAAUACCAGAUUGUAGACAAAGUGCUGAUAGAGAAAAAAUUUGAAACAUGUCACUGAACUUUUACAACAACACCAUUAAUACCUUCAGAAAGUCAAACAUAUUUAAACGAUAUACUUGCUAUGCUUUUAUGUACAAUGUAAAUGGCAUAAGUAAAAAUAUGUUCAAAUGUGAAACCUGUAAGAAGCAAAAGUAGGUAGGUUAAAAGUAAAAAAAUCAAUAAAUAAAAAUGUUAGGAUUAGUCUACCCCCUGCAGAUAGACUGGCAGACAAGUGACAGCAAUACGAAAAGUUAUUAUAAGCUGAAUUGCUUGUAUUCAGAGUAUUAAGAGAAUACUGAUCCUUAGCUUUUUGCAUAGUUUCCUUUCAGUGGUUAUCUUAAACUACUUGUUUACUUAAUAUAACUAAAUCGAUUGUCAUCACUAAUGUUAUUACCUGAUCUUUUUUCAUUGCAAAGCGUUUCAAACAUUCAAUCAAUAAAAAUCAUUGUUGGAGAAGAGAAAAAUAAAUCAAUGACAUUGUUUUGGUUUUGGUUCCGUCUUACGGGCCAAGACAGUUUCUUCAGACUAAAGUUAGUAGGUGGUAAUGUUGCUCCAUGCCUGCUGGAUGUGUAAGAAGGACACUGUUUUUUAACAUCAUCAUAUCAUUUACAACUUUAUUUAGCAAUAAUAUGUGGGCUGUGAAUCUGUCUGUUCAUUUUUAAGGCCCUCUGCUGAUCUUUGUCUGUUAUUUUACUAGACAUUGAAAAAUAUAUAUAUCUUCAUUCAAUCAGACAGCACUACUUUGUAGAUAUCCACCCUAUGUGUAAAUUGACCUAUACUUUGAAUGUUAGAGCUUCAGUUUUUCCAUGUUUCAUCACUUCUCCCAGUUUUUUUGAAGAUAAAUCACAUAUGUGCCCA
This is a messenger RNA of Scophthalmus maximus (turbot), 1619 nucleotides long. Its product is annotated as serum amyloid P-component. The coding region runs from base 106 to 780 and encodes 224 amino acids. The record is from RefSeq and is a predicted model, not a curated record. The transcript has 5 exons. NCBI's taxonomy places the organism in Eukaryota, Metazoa, Chordata, Actinopteri, Pleuronectiformes, Scophthalmidae.